Molecule: messenger RNA, 2675 nt
Organism: Bactrocera tryoni
Lineage: Eukaryota; Metazoa; Arthropoda; Insecta; Diptera; Tephritidae
Product: gelsolin-like
Exons: 10
Coding region: 353-2590 (745 amino acids)
Biological process (GO): barbed-end actin filament capping; actin polymerization or depolymerization; actin filament severing
Cellular component (GO): cytoplasm; actin cytoskeleton
Molecular function (GO): phosphatidylinositol-4,5-bisphosphate binding; actin filament binding
Source: RefSeq, a predicted model, not a curated record
GCGAGUAGACUAACUUUUUUGCGCUUGAUAUUAUUUACCAAGUUGAAUAGUAAAAAGCGUGACUUUUAAAAAGAAAAAAAAAAAUUAAUUGAAAUAAGUUUUAUUGCAAAAAAGAAAUUAAAGUUGAAAAUUUAAUUGGUCUAACAAAAAAAUACAUUAAUAACUUUAGUGUUCGACAUUCGCACUAACAUUGUCGUGCUCUACAAAGUUUUGUUUUACGCGUUUCGCUUUAGCCUUGACAGUCACCAGCUAUUAGAGCGCGUAGAAAAAAUAUAAAUAAGCUCAGCAAAGCAGCCAACAGCUGUUGAUUCUGCCUAAAAGUUUGUGCAGUAGUGAGAAGAGAGCAACAACAAUGGAGCCGGUUAUAAACAAAGCUUUUGUUAAUGCAGGUCAGAAGCCUGGUGUGGAAAUCUGGCGAAUUGAGGAUUUUGAGCCAGUACCGUAUCCAGCCAAAUAUUAUGGAAAAUUCUACGAAGGAGAUUCGUACAUUAUUUUAAAGACCACCGAAGACCCGAAGAGCCAAAAACUUUCGUGGGACAUUCACUUUUGGUUAGGCGCUGAGACGACCACCGACGAGGCGGGCGCUGCGGCCAUUUGCACCGUGCAACUGGACGACCAACUGGAUGGCGCACCGGUGCAGCAUCGCGAAGUUCAAGAUCAUGAAUCACAAUUGUUCCUCAGCUACUUUAAAAAUGGUGUGCGCUACGAAAAGGGAGGCGUGGCUACCGGCUUUGAGCAUGUCGAUGUGAAUGCUGCUGGCGAGAAGCGUCUCUUCCAGGUGAAGGGUAAACGCAAUGUGCGGGUGCGUCAGGUGGCGUUGUCUAUAACGUCGAUGAAUCGCGGCGAUUGUUUCAUUUUGGAUGCGGGCGAAGAGAUACUCGUCUAUGUGGGCGAGCAGGCGAAGCGUUUGGAGCGUUUGAAAGCCAUUUACGCUGCAAAUGAAAUACGUGAUCAGGACCAUCAUGGACGUUCGAAGGUGAACAUUAUUGACAACUUCUCCUCUGAUUUUGCGAAGGAGCAUUUCUUCACUACACUCGGCUCUGGUUCGGCUGACGAAGUGCCAGAUGAGAGCACAGACGAAGAGGACGGCGCCUUCGAGACGGCCGAUAUCAAAGCAGUUACACUGUAUAAAGUUAGUGACGCUAGCGGGUCUUUGGAAAUCGAAAAGAUAUCCGAAAAACCACUACGACAAGAAAUGCUUAACACAGAUGACAGCUUCAUACUUGACACCGACUCCGGCAUUUAUGUUUGGGUCGGACGUAAUUCAACACAAAAGGAAAAGACCAGUGCAAUGAAAGCAGCUGAGCAUUUUUUAGAGACUAAUUCGUAUCCAACCUGGACACAGGUGCAUCGUGUCGUGGAGGAUGGUGAACCGGCGCCCUUCAAACAAUACUUCUCCACUUGGCAUGAUCAAGGCGUAUAUCAUAAGCGUUUGGUACGCACCGCAUUGGGUUACAGCACAGACGACUCCGAUUAUGAGGAACCCGAGGAUGUGGAUUCAGUUGUGCAGAAUCUGAAGAAGAGUGGUGGACGUGCAAUUGCUUUUAUGCCCGACUUUGGCGAACGCGAUAUCGAACAUAUUAUUAAGUUCAGCUCAGAGUCGGAAGAUGAUGUGGUGCGCAGUAUUGUAGACUUCGAAGGCACCACACCGCUGAUCGGUCAAUAUGCCUACAUUAUCACCUAUAAGUAUAGCGCUAAGAGUGGUGAGUCUGGCAAGCUCAUUUAUGUGUGGGAAGGUGCAAAAGCCAGUGAUGCCGUGAAGGAGCGUUCAUUCAAUGACGGUUUGGCUAUGGCACAGGAGGAGAAUGCCAUAUUGGUGCGCACCGGCCAAAGUCAUGAGCCGCGUCAUUUCUUGAAAAUCUUCAAGGGUAAGCUGAUUACGCCAUUCACCGAAGAGCCGAAGAGUGCGCAACUCUUCCGCGUACGCGGCACCGACGCGACCGAUGUACAUGCGACCGAAGUGAACUGUGACGCCUCAUCGUUAGCUUCUGGUGAUGUCUUUGCGCUAAUCACGCUCGAUCACAAAGUCUACAUAUGGAUUGGUCAGGGUGCUUCCGAUUUUGAGAAAUCUUCUGCGAAUGAGCGUUUUGCUCACUACUGGCCACAUGGCAAGACGGAGGUGAUUGAAGAAGGUUCUGAACCCUCGGAAUUUUGGGAAGAAUUGCAUGGUGAGGGUGAGUAUGACCGCAGCGUUAACGAUCUGGGUGCACCAUUGCUGGAACCGCGUCUGUUCCAUUGUCAAUUGGUGGCCUGGCGCACUAAGGUGGAGGAGGUGCGCGAAUUCGAGCAAUCGGAUCUCGAUGUUGAUGACGUCAUGUUGUUGGAUGCCGGUGAUGAAAUCUACAUGUGGGUUGGCUCCGGUGCAUCUGUAGAGGAAAAUGCCAAAAUUUUACAAAUGGCUCGGAAAUACAUCAAACAAGAGCCUACCGACCGCACUGUCGAUACUGUCAGCGUGAUUCGUAUUGUUCAGGGCAAUGAGCCGCGUGUAUUUACACGUAUGUUUCCCUCCUGGGACAAUGACUACUGGAAGUCAAUAAUAUCGUAUGAUGAUGUCAAGGCGCAGGUGAAGAAGCAUAAUGCAACACUGUGAGCUGCCAAUAAGGAAUAAAAUAUAUAUGCAGUUAUAUGACGUGAUUAUCUGUGGGAAAUAAACUGAUGUCCUUUGAUAUUUUGUA